AGGUUUUCCAACCACCAUGACAAAUAACCAAAACGAGCUGGGCGACGUUAUGGAUGUUCUGGAAGACAACAUUGGGUACUUGACCGACCGGGACCGGGAAAUACCCGAAACCGACGUAGCGGUGAUCAAAUACUCGGCGUGGUGGGAGAUUCCAGUUCUUGAAACCGAAGAUCCGUUGGACUUCCUAACGAUCGGCAACAAUCAGUGUCCAGCAUCAGACGAUUGGGACAAACUACUGAACGCAGAACUUUACGACAUGCCACGACGGUCACAGGCGAAUUCGGAGUCCACACCGCCGGAGCACACAUGGUCCGGGACCUCGGAGCUCGGAAAUUAUCAUUAUUCGUACAAUGACAUAUCUAUAGGAAUGGACGCGAUGUCAAUGAACAACAGAAACCGGGAUGAUGGGUUUUCUUCCUCCUCCUCAUCUUCGCAAACUUCCGAAGGAAGCGAAUGGCUUCCGGAAGAGACUGAAUUCAAACCAAAAAAAGUUGUCACAUCCGAGCCACUGAGCCCUACACCACCAGAAACAGAAACCCGGAGGUUAACAAAAGUUCAGAGAAGAUCAAUGACUGAUCAGGAAGUAGAACAGCGUCGGAAAGAGGCGAAUAAGAAAAAUAGCAAGAACUACAAUUUUAACAAGAAAUCAAAAGAAGCGAAACUGAAAGAGGAUCUGGAAAAGAAUCACCUGUACAUCGAAAGAGCAACUGCGCAGGAGAAGCAGACUUUGGAGCGAAUUAUGGAAUGUUAUACAUAUUUUGGAGAUGGGAAUGUACUGGUAAUUCAUCAGGAUGCGAUGCAAAAUUUCACUGAAAAGGAGGUUUUUGAGGAGAAGCUGGAGCAAGUCGACAUGGAUGUUGCAAGAGCGAGGGAGCAGAGCCAAGAGCUCAAGAGCUUGAAAAAGCUAUAUCAAAAGCAUCGACAGGCUUACAUCACAGCUACGAACGACAAGGCAUUGAAAAAGUCAAAAAUCAACACUUACGGAUCUAGAAAGUCACGCGCUCUUCACAGUAUGAACAUUGCAGAGCUCGAACUCAAAAAAUGUAUUCUUCAAUUCAAAAUAAAAAAGUUCGAACGACGGGAAAAAUUGUUGGAAGAGGUGGAAAAUCAGAUCAAGCAAUACUUCAAUUUCAAAGAGAGUAACCAUGCUGGAUAUAUGAGGUUGCCACAGGAGCGACAAAAUCGAUUUGAGGAGCUUUGCAAAACUUUAAAAACCUCAUCACCAAAAACUUCUAUUGCAGGAUCUCACAGGAGGUCAACACGGAGCUCGGAAAAUUGAUGUUUCUUUACUUUUCCAAGAGAAAAAGUGAAAAAUUCGAUAAAAAUCAAAAAAAAACUUUCCGAAAAUUGCCCGAAAAAAAUCUAAAAUUCUGAAAAACUCCCCAAAAAAUUUCAAAAAUUCUCAAAAAUUCCCCAAAAAACCCCGUGAGCUCUGCGUUGCAAAUUUUUUAAAAUUGAAAUUCAGCUUCAAACUCCUGAAAUAAAUCUCUCAUGUACAAAGAAUAUUGUUGAUUUUUUUUCAAACUCCUGAACUUCCGCCGUUGUUUAAAUUUGAAUUAUCGAUUUUUUGUUCUUAAUUUUUCUUGUUUUUUUUCUCAAUUUUGCUCAAUUUUCCUUCACUUGGUACUAAUUUCCAUCUCUCGAUUUUUUCAAAUUUCCCAGUUAUUCCACUAUUAUAUGUAGACUAUCAAUUUAGUUGUUUGAACAUUUUUCUCAAAUAAAAUGAAUAAUAAAGAUUUCAUUAAAGAU
Caenorhabditis elegans is the source of this 1749-nucleotide messenger RNA. RefSeq lists its product as uncharacterized. The record is from RefSeq and is marked reviewed. NCBI's taxonomy places the organism in Eukaryota, Metazoa, Nematoda, Chromadorea, Rhabditida, Rhabditidae. The transcript has 8 exons. Bases 17 to 1279 code for a protein of 420 amino acids.